AUGUUAUUCAUAGCUUAUAUUUCUAUGUUAGCUUUAGGACAUGGUGACAAGCUGCCUAGUGGACAACAUAACUUUCCUUUCCAGUUUAUGCUGCCACCCACCUUACCAUCUUCAUUUGAACACCAGUAUGGACAGGUCAGAUACUUGUUGAAGGCCACCCUUGACAAGCCUUUGAAAUUCUAUCACCACACUAAACUGCCAUUUACAGUUGUUUCUCUGCUAGAUUUGAAUGCCAUUCCAGAAGCUUCGCGACCAAUGCAGAAUCAGGUAGCAAAGACUCUAUGUUGUUUAUGUUGCGAAUCAGGACCAAUAACUGGCGUUUUACGAGUAGACAAAUCUGGAUAUGUUCCAGGGGAAGCUAUCUACCUUCAGGGUGAAAUACAGAAUUUGUCAGAUACAGCAUGUUCUGUAGAAGUCAAGCUUAAUCUGUUACACGUCAACCCGUCUAGUGUGUCAACACGUUUAGUAGUUCCCGUCGAUAUCAUCAUUGGAUCAAUACCAUUGAGAAGUUCAUUUCAAAGUAUCAUGCAACCUCAACCAGCUAUUGCACCACAUGCCAUAAAUAUUAAUGUAAAAGGUCAAGGUCCAGGAGCAUUUCCAUCAGCACCAGAAUUACGUUUAGUGAUUUAA
Messenger RNA from Mytilus californianus (California mussel), 630 nucleotides. RefSeq names its product arrestin domain-containing protein 17-like. Bases 1 to 630 code for a protein of 209 amino acids. NCBI's taxonomy places the organism in Eukaryota, Metazoa, Mollusca, Bivalvia, Mytilida, Mytilidae. The transcript is spliced from 4 exons. Gene Ontology annotation, biological process: protein transport. The record is from RefSeq and is a predicted model, not a curated record. Gene Ontology annotation, cellular component: cytoplasm.